AUGAAUACUACAACAAGAAUAACACAAGAAGAUUUUAAUGACGCAUUAAAAAUUUUCAACUGGAAUGAAAAAUUAUUAUUAAUAUUUGGUUUAUGGCCUCUAAAAAAAAAUAAAAUAUUAUCAACAAUGUGGCUUGGAUAUUGGAUAUUAUUUAUAACACUAUUAUUUCUCGAUCUCAUUUUAAAUAUAAAUGAUUUCGAUCAUGUUCUUGUCAAUUUAAAUGACACAAUAUUUUAUAUAAUAUCAUUUACUGAAUUUAUUGUCAUAAAAAUAUACAGUAAUUUAUUUAAACAAAUUAUAAAAAAUUCAAUUGAUGAUUUUAAUAUUAAAUUAUAUAAAACAACUGAGGAAAUUAUUAAAUUUUUAAAUUACAAUAAAAAAUCAAAAUUUUUAUGUAAAUGUUUUACAUCAACAAUGAUGAUAACAGCUUUAUUUUAUUAUUUUACUGCAUUAAUAACAACUCUGUCGUCAAAUACAAUUGAUGAUGAACAAUUUGAAAAUAAUUCUUCAUCAAGACUAUAUAUAUUUCCUUAUCGUUGUUAUAUUUUUUAUAAAAUAAAUAAUGAUAAAAAAUAUUUAAUGACAUAUGCUGGACUAUCACCAGUGUUUUUCAUUGGUGCAAUAUCACCAAUUGCAGCAAAAUGUUUAUUUAUAACAAUUGUUUAUCAUAUCAGUGGAAAAUUAUCAGUGCUUGUAUCGAAAAUUCUACAAAUUGAUGCAAAUUCAAUUAAUCUUUACAAUGAUAUACAAGAAAUAUUUAUGGAACAUAAAAAAUUGAUUGAAAUGGGAGAAAAAACACGACAAGCAUUUAGUAUUAUUUUGUUUGUUCAUUUUGUUGGUCCAACUCUGCUAAUUUGUUUGGUUGGAUAUAAAAUAUUAAUUGAUAUUGCUGAUGAUGAAAAUUAUGGUUCUAUGAUGCCGUAUAUUUGUUAUAUUGUGCUUGUUUUGUUUUCAUUGUAUAUUCAUUGUAUUGUUGGGGAAAGCUUAGUUACUGAAAGUGAAAAAAUUUGUGAAGCAUAUUACUAUUGUAAUUGGUACAAUAUGCCGAUUAAAAUUAAAAAAUAUUUUAUUUUAGGCAUUGUAAGAUCACAGAAAUCAUUAUGUUUGUCAUUUGGAAAAUUUGGAGUUUUUGAUUUACGAACAAUGACAACGAUUAUUAAAGCUUCUAUGGGAUAUUUGUCAGUACUUCGAUCUUUUUUAGCAGCUGAAGCUGAGUGAUUAUAUCGUUGGAAAAAUUAUUUAAGAAAAUAUCAAGUCUUAUAUUUAAUUUAAUAAUAUUCAAUCAAUUUUCUUUGUUUUCUUGUGACAAAAUGUUUAAUAAUCAAAAAUUUGAAUUAAUAUAUUUUGUAUUUUUUUUCUUGACAACUUACCAAAUUUUCUAAUCAUUUACGUAGCUUGACAC
Messenger RNA from Aphidius gifuensis, 1402 nucleotides. Its product is annotated as odorant receptor 13a-like. The record is from RefSeq and is a predicted model, not a curated record. Gene Ontology annotation, biological process: sensory perception of smell; detection of chemical stimulus involved in sensory perception of smell. The transcript is spliced from 5 exons. NCBI's taxonomy places the organism in Eukaryota, Metazoa, Arthropoda, Insecta, Hymenoptera, Braconidae. Gene Ontology annotation, cellular component: plasma membrane. Gene Ontology annotation, molecular function: olfactory receptor activity; odorant binding. Bases 1 to 1218 code for a protein of 405 amino acids.